Aegilops tauschii subsp. strangulata is the source of this 6793-nucleotide messenger RNA. RefSeq names its product ABC transporter C family member 10. Gene Ontology annotation, biological process: transmembrane transport. Gene Ontology annotation, molecular function: ATP hydrolysis activity; ATP binding; ABC-type transporter activity. Gene Ontology annotation, cellular component: membrane. Lineage: Eukaryota; Viridiplantae; Streptophyta; Magnoliopsida; Poales; Poaceae. The record is from RefSeq and is a predicted model, not a curated record.
UCUUCUGUCCCAGGUCCUGUGGUACAGGUGAACUGAGGAAAGCUUGCCGUACUUGUUGGUAACCUGGCUGGUUGGGUUAUCGUACAAUUUUUCUGACUUGUAUUUCCUCGAAGCUGUAGGUUUCUUGGACAUUCUCUAUCAUAAAACGCACACAUCUUUUAUCAUCAGUGUACGCUGCAAAUCAUUCAGCAUGCAGCCGUUUUGAAAUUAUAUGGAGUUUGUGGGCACUGGCUCUCUUUUCUAAUAUUGUGCUUGCACUGUAAACCUGGAAUUUUGUGUAAAUGGCAGAAGUAUAUUAUUAUUCGGCAACAUGUCAUUGUAAUUUCUCGUAACUUCCAUCCGAGCGUCCUCAUUUGCUUGGGUCACAGCAUUGUAAUACUCCGUAUGCAGCAGGGAGUCCAAAUUUGAAGUUGAUAGCACUACAGAGACGGAAAUCCAAUUAGACUCAAAAAUGUUUUUUCUGCGCCCCCUUCCGUCAACGCCGCUUGCUGCCGGAGGAUGGCAGCCUCUCGUUGCCUUUUUCUGGUCGUGAUCUCGUUGUCGCCUUUGACCACCGGUGCUGGGAGGGAGCUGUGUGGAUCCUUGUGUCCGUGGCUUGGGUGAUUCUCUCGUUCUCCCUUGUUGCAUGAUCCGAUGCUCCUUCGGAGCUGGCGCAUCUCGUCGUGGUCGUUGUUAGUUCUGGGGGCAAUCCCGUACCUCCUCCAAGCUCCCAUGCUUAGGAUCCUCUUGUAGACCUUGCUCCUGCAUUUGGUACCUUCAUCAAGUUGCUCCCGCGGCGGGCGGUGCCCUUCGUGCGUUGGAUGUGUUCGUUGGUUCGCUCCGGGUUUUGGUUGGCUUGGAUUCUUUGUUCGUAGUUUGGUUACGAGUUACCCGGCUCGUCGGCAUUCGCCAGAUGGGUAUGGGUUCCUCUCUGUAUCUGCGUUUCAUGCUUUGCUCGAGUAAUAGUAGUAGCAAGGAGAUUCCCCCAAAAUCAUUCAUGAUUAAAAAAGCCCGCGACGCCGAGGCACGAGACCAACGGCUCUGUUAUUCUUUGGCACAUGCCGUGUGCGCACACUGCCAAAGCUCCGGACAAACGGCACGCAGCGGUAGCCGCUACGGAACAGAGAGGCCAAUACCCUACACUGCCACAGUGCCACUGUUGCUCGCGGGGAAAAACCAUAAUAAACUAACUAAAGAACUGAACCUUGGGAUCGAAUCGUGCAGUUUGUUCGGAUCAAUCUCGAUCUACUCCAUGCCCUGUUUGCGGCUGCUGCUUCAGCUUCAAGCAGGGCUGCAGGACUCUGCUCGAUCCACCUGUUCGUGAUCGCACACUCGCGCAGAUGAGCUCCCUCGCAAGUAAGUACUACUUACUGUACUUUUCUCACCCGUCCCCAUGCAUGUUGCUGCAUAGCUACAUCAGCAUUGCUACAUUGCUACUGCAAGAGCUGGGAAAUCUCACUGCGACGCAACGCUCUGUGAUUUACGCCUCAGGUUCCUGGGCGACGAUGAUGAACUUGUGUGGGAGCCCGGCUUGUUGCGGCCAGGGCGUCCUCAGACAAGUAUUCGACGGCUCCACCUGCACCAACCACCUGGUGGAAACCGGCAUCGUCGCGCCGCUCGCGCUCACGCUCCUGCUCCAGUUCCUCGUCAGACUCCCCGAGAGCAGAGCGUCCUCCGCACGCCGGCGGCUUCUCAGGCCCAGCUCACCGCUGCAUCUUGCCACCGUGCUCUUCAAUGGCUGCUUGGGGUUGUUCCAUCUCGUCCUGGGACUGUGGAUGCUGCUGGGGAGCAACUUCAGCAGUCAGGACGCCUCUAGGACUUACCUGCCGCACUGGUGGCUCGUGACACUGUCCCAGGGGUUCAGCUUGGUCCUCGCCGGCUUUGCUUUCGCCGCCGGGACCCAGUUUCUCGGGCCGGCAUUCGCUCGACUAUGGUCGGUGUCGCUGACCGUCUACGCGGCGUUCGUCUGCUGUUCCUCGGCUGUCACCAUUAUCGCGGAGAAGGCGGUCACCGUCAAGGCCUGUUUGGACCUCCUGUCCCUGCCAGGCGCAGUUAUGUUUCUCAUCUACAGCAUGCAGAGCAGCCAUGACGAAGAGGGACAUGAAGAUGAAGGAUUAUACAAGCCACUGAAGACGGAUGAUACAGCUGACAGUCAAGAGGUAGCUGCUGAUUCUUCAGAGAGCACCCACCAGAAGGUGACUCCCUUUGCCAGAGCUGGCAUUUUGAGCCAGAUGACAUUCUGGUGGCUGAACCCUCUGAUGAAGACGGGCUACCAGAAGCCCCUCGACGACAAAGACAUGCCGCUGUUAGGCGCCGCAGACCGGGCACAGAGCCAGUACUCAAUGUUCUUGGAGAAGCUGAACAAGAACAAAAACAAGCAGACGUCACAUGAUGCCACACCACCAUCAAUCCUGUGGGCUAUUGUUUCUCAACACAAGUGUGGGAUCAUGGUCUCAGGUCUCUUCGCCCUGCUCAAGGUGCUCACCUUGUCCACAGGCCCGCUGCUUCUGAGGGCAUUCAUCAACCUGUCAACCGGGAAAGUGACCUCCGAUUCCAAGCAUGAAGGCUAUAUGCUGGCUGCGCUCAUGUUCAUCUGCAAAUUGUGCGAGUCGCUGUCGCAGAGGCAGUGGUACUUCCGCACCCGGAGGCUGGGGCUCCAGGUGAGGUCGCUCCUCUCGGCGGCCAUCUACAGGAAGCAGCAGAAGCUAUCAAGCUCGGCGAAGAUGGCGCACUCCUCGGGACAGAUCAUGAACUACCUCACCGUGGACGCGUACCGGGUCGGGGAGUUCCCGUACUGGUUCCACCAGACAUGGACGACGGUCGUCCAGCUCUGCAUCGCUCUGGUGAUCCUUUACAGCGCGGUCGGCGCCGCCAUGGUCUCGUCCUUGGUCGUCGUCGUCAUCACCGUGCUCUGCAACGCUCCGCUGGCCAAGCUGCAGCACAGGUUCCAGAGCAAGCUGAUGGAGGCGACCGACGCGAGGCUGAAGGCCAUGUCAGAGUCACUGGUCCACAUGAAGGUGUUGAAGCUCUACGCGUGGGAAGGUCACUUCAAGAAGGCCAUUGAGGAGCUGAGGGAGGUCGAGUACAGGUGGCUGUCGGCGUUCCAGCUGAGCAGGGCGUACAACAGCGUCCUCUUCUGGUCGUCGCCUGUCUGGGUCUCGGCGGUGACAUUUCUGACAUGCUACUUUCUGGAGAUCCCUCUUGAUGCCAGCAACGUCUUCACCUUCAUCGCAACCCUGCGUCUGGUGCAGGACCCGAUUCGGGCGAUACCAGAGGUUCUUGGCGUCGUGGUGCAGGCUAAGGUGGCUUUCACUCGGAUAGAGAAGUUUCUAGGUGCACCUGAGCUGAAUGGACGAGCUAAGGAGAAAUGCUCCUCCGUGGCCAUCAGUUACCCGGUAGCGAUGAACUCGUGUGGCUUCUCGUGGUGCGAAGAUCCAUUGAAGCCUAAUCUGAAGGACAUAAGUUUGGUGGUAAAAGCCGGGGAGAAGGUUGCCAUUUGCGGAGAGGUUGGGUCAGGAAAGUCGACGCUUUUGGCUGCGAUGCUCGGAGAGGUCCCGAGAACUCAAGGCACGAUUCAAGUCUGCGGAAAAAUAGCAUAUGUGUCACAGAACGCAUGGAUCCAAACCGGAACCGUGCAGGAGAACAUCCUCUUCGGGUCUCGUAUGGACAGCCAAAGGUACCAGGAAACACUCGCGAGGUGCUCGCUGGUGAAGGACCUUGAGAUGUUGCCGUACGGAGACGAUACUGAAAUCGGGGAGAGGGGAGUGAAUCUGAGUGGCGGUCAGAAGCAGCGCCUUCAGCUUGCUCGUGCGUUGUACCAAGACGCAGACAUAUAUCUCCUCGACGACCCUUUCAGCGCCGUCGAUGCCCAUACAGCAACUAGCCUCUUCAAUGAAUAUGUCAUGGGCGCCCUUUCAGACAAGACUGUUCUUUUGGUCACCCACCAAGUCGAUUUUCUACCCGUCUUCGACUCCAUUUUGCUGAUGUCAGAUGGGGAGGUUAUUCGGUCGGCACCUUAUCGAGAUCUAUUCGCGGACUGUCAAGAAUUCAAAGACCUUGUAAAUGCCCAUAAGGAUACCAUUGAGAUUUCAGAUGUUGAUAACAAUGUUGCUCCUCACAGAGCAAACGGAACAUCAACAAAGGAGAAGCAUCAUAUCAAUGGAAGUGGAUACACGAAGUCUGAGAAGCCAUCACCAGCACACCAACUGAUCAAGGAAGAGGAAAGAGAGACAGGAGACACUGGACUUAAGCCCUACAUGAUUUACCUACGCCAGAACAGAGGCUUCAUGUAUGCCUCUCUGUGUGUCAUUUCUCACAUGAUCUUCAUAGUGGGGCAAAUAGCGCAGAACUCUUGGAUGGCGGCGAAUGUCCAAGAUCCGCGUGUCAGUACACUGAGGCUAAUCACGGUGUACAUUGUUAUCGGACUUUGCACGGUGUUGUUUUUGCUAUCAAGAUGUCUAUCGGUUGUUGUUCUCGGGGUCCAGACAUCGAGAUCCUUGUUUUCCCAGUUACUUGACUCGUUGUUCCGUGCACCGAUGUCCUUUUAUGAUUCUACUCCUCUAGGAAGGGUCCUUAGCCGGGUCUCUUCCGAUUUGAGUACUGUCGACCUUGAUGUCCCAUUCGCGUUCAUGUUUAGCCUUAGUGCCAGCUUGAAUGGAUACAGCAAUCUGGGGGUAUUGGCUGUUGUUACAUGGCAAGUUCUAUUUGUGUCCGUGCCAAUGAUAGUUUUGUCAGUUAGGCUACAGAGGUAUUACUUAGCCUCUGCUAAGGAACUUAUGCGGAUCAAUGGCACUACCAAGUCUGCUCUAGCAAAUCACCUAGGCGAAUCAAUUUCAGGGGCUAUAACCAUAAGGGCCUUCGAGGAAGAAGAUCGUUUCUUUGAUAAAAAUUCUGAUCUUGUUGACAAGAAUGCUAUCCCAUACUUCUACAACUUUGCAGCAACGGAAUGGCUGAUUCAGCGCCUUGAAAUAAUGAGUGCUGCAGUCCUUUCUUUUUCUGCAUUUCUCAUAGUUCUUCUUCCUCCAGGAACUUUUAGCCCUGGUUUUGUGGGAAUGGCAUUGUCGUAUGGUCUUUCCAUAAAUAUGUCUUUUGUUUCCUCUAUUAGAAAGCAAUGCACCUUUGCGAAUCAAAUAAUAUCCGUGGAACGGGUGAACCAGUACAUGGACAUAAAAAGUGAAGCAGCAGAAGUCAUCGAAGAAAACCGGCCGGCACCGGAUUGGCCUCAAAUUGGUAGUGUGGAGAUUAGAGAUUUGAAGAUUAGGUACAGAAAGGAUGCUCCCCUUGUACUGCAUGGAAUCAGUUGCAAGUUUGAAGGUGGAGAUAAAAUUGGUAUAGUUGGUCGAACAGGAAGUGGGAAGACAACCUUAAUUGGCGCAUUGUUUCGCCUUGUUGAACCAUCUGGAGGGAAAAUAAUUAUUGACUCUUUGGACAUCACUUCUAUCGGCUUACAUGACCUGCGUUCACGUUUGGGCAUCAUCCCACAAGACCCGACACUUUUUCAGGGCACUGUAAGAUAUAAUCUAGAUCCACUCGGGCAAUUCUCAGACCAACAAAUAUGGGAGGUUCUGGAUAAAUGUCAACUUUUCGAAGCUGUCCAGGAGAAAGAACAGGGGUUGGAUUCACUUGGUAGGAAAUUCCAUCUGCAUAUGCACUUUAGUUUCUGGAGUUCAUUUUUUCUGUUCCUAAGAAACUGCGAAAACAUUGCGGAAGACGGAUCGAACUGGAGCAUGGGCCAGAGGCAGCUCUUCUGCUUGGGACGCGCACUUUUGAGAAGGUGUCACAUCUUAGUUCUUGAUGAAGCCACGGCCUCUAUAGACAAUGGAACAGAUGUUGUCCUUCAGAAGACUAUUCGAACAGAAUUCACACAUUGCACCGUUAUUAUGGUCGCGCACCGUAUACCGACAGUUAUGGACUGCAAUAUGGUACUUGCAAUGAGCGAUGGGAAAAUAAUGGAGUAUGACAAACCUACAAACCUAAUGGAAACCGAAGGAUCCUUCUUCCGCGAGCUGGUCAGGGAGUACUGGUCAUACACAUCAAACAGAAAUAUAUAGAUCAUUUUUUUUAUUCACAAAAUUACUGUAGCAAGGCAAUAAUAAGAAAGCCAACAGAAUUUGACAGGAAUUCAUGUACGUAGAAAACAGAGGAAUCCAAGCAAUGAUGUAUUGAGGCAACAUACUUCUAGUGCUAAAUAUAUGCGACCUUACACUGACACCGUAUCACGCUUUUAGUAGGAACAAAAAAAGGAGCUGUUGGUAGGACAUUGAUUUUCACAAGUUUUUGCUAUGGAAGGGGAGACAAGGGAAACUUGCAAACUUUGCUAAUCCCUCCGUUUCUAAAUAUAUGCCCUUUUAGAGAUUUCAAUAUGGACUAUAUACGGAGCAAAAUGAGUGAAUCUACACUCUAAAAUAUUUCUAUAUACAUCCGUAUGUAGUCCCUAGUGAAAUCUCUAAAAGGUACUCUCUCCGUAACCAGAUCAAGGAUGCUGUAGUAACCAGAUCCAUAGGAAUUAGAAUCCAAAUAAAAAAUUGGAAAAGCUAUUUGUUCUUUCAGAAUACCGACAAUUAAGAGCUGCCACAACUCAUGGUUCCAUGAGCAAAAGUCUGUCGAAUUAGACCCUUCUAAUAAAGUCUUUCGGUGCUGGUUGCGAGCUACUCCAGUAAUUAACUACUGCAGGUAUUAGUUUCUGACCGAGUGACUCUUUAAGACCACAUGUGAAAUUUAGUCCGUAGAGUGAGGAGAUUUUCUACUAUAGCAGUUGGUAGCGAAGCAUACCAUCGAUGAAGUGUCCGGGGAGGAAGGAGCUCCAGAAAAGAGU